AUGGCUGCCUCAACAUCAUUUCUAAUGCUCGUCACACUUGUACAAGUCAUUCAAAGCUUUUACACCAGCGACGAAUUUCGUUCAUCAUACUUAAGUAUUUGGGAUGACCAUAUGUUACAAGGUCACGCGAUGGCAGUGCACUCAGUGAGCGGAAUCACAUCAUGUGCACAAGGCUGCUUGUCGAAACCAGGAUGUCUUUCCUUUAACUUUGGGAAAAACUCAAACCUCUGCGAGCUGAAUAACUCGUCCUCGCAACUACUGAAAGACCUCGUGUCGAAAGCUGGCUUUCUUUACGGCAACUGGAUAACAGUGCACAACAUGCAGUUCAUUUUUACAACUCUAGGCGCACAAGGACCAACCGGGCCAACAAACACAACUGAAUACUUAGGCGCGAUGCUAGAGGGUCAAAUCAAACUCAACAAUGGUAUUCAAGAAUGGACAGUUCCGCAUACAGGAACGUAUUAUAUCGAGGCUUUCGGGGCUUCGGGAGCAAAUGGAACAUGUGACUCAUGUUCGGGGUGGAGACUUGGAGGACUAGGUGCAAAAAUCACCGGCUCCUUUGAACUCAAGCGAGGCCAGAAGUUAAAGAUAUUAGUGGGACAGAAAGGGCAAGUAAGUCGCAAAAAUAAUAAAGCCCCCGGGGGAGGUGGCGGGGGCACUUUUGUUACAUUCAUGGACAAUUCACCAUUGGUCGUAGCAGGUGGAGGAGGGGGAGCCCCAGUUUCAACUCCUGGAAAUCCAAACGGGGACCCUGGGCAAGCAGGUCAGAAUGGAACGCGGCAUGGAGGUAGGGCUGGCUCAGGGGGAAGACUUUCGCUUCCGGGCUUGAUGGCGGGAACUGGAGCAGGGAUCUGGGGAGAUGGUGAAGGUAAGGACGGGAAGGCCCUGAGCUUCCAAAACGGAGGAAUCAGUGCUGACGUAGACUUCUCAAAGGGAGGAUUCGGCGGAGGGGGUUAUGGUAUGCUCCUUCCUGGAGGAGGAGGUGGAUAUUCCGGUGGAGGAGUUGAGGGAAACUAA
This is a messenger RNA of Stylophora pistillata, 1017 nucleotides long. RefSeq lists its product as uncharacterized. The record is from RefSeq and is a predicted model, not a curated record. NCBI's taxonomy places the organism in Eukaryota, Metazoa, Cnidaria, Anthozoa, Scleractinia, Pocilloporidae.